AUGAACCAAGAGUAUCACGCCGAACGCGUCCCUUUCCAGGGCGCCAUGGGGCACGCCGCCGGCGGGGGCCUGGAUGACGCGCGUGAAGCGAUUUCUGAACUGCACUCCACCGAAACGUCUCGACGCAGCCAGAUGUCCAGCAGCGGCCCCGAAAGGCUUUUUUUCCAGUCUGCUGCCACUCGGGCCGUCUUUUCCGCAGCCGCCGAGCCCGCAGCCCAGUAUUCUGAAGCCUCCCCGUCUCUUGCGCAAGACUCCUCUGCAUUUUAUGCUGUUCAGCGUUGCAGUCUGGGAGGAACGUCGUCGCUGUCUGGUCAGGCGCUGCUGCGAGCCUCAGGAGAGCGUGGCGACGCGGCAGCUGGUGCAAAUGCCUCUGCACGGGCUGCCCUCAAGGACGCUUCAUCGCUAGAGCGCCACUGCCUCUCAGGGCGUGGGCCGCAUGCGUCCCCGUUGAGGCCCGCGAGCGAAGGGCUUGCCUCUGUGGGGACGGCGUCCUCGGGCGCCGCUGCAUCCGCUCUCUUGUCUCCCUCCUUUGCGCGUCGCGUGCGCGCUGAACAGCGACGUCAGCAGCAACGCCAGCUGUCUCUGGGUGAAGUCUACGCCCACCUCUACACGCCGGGCGCGUCCCCCAGUUUCGAUCGCGGGUCGCCUGCGCCGCGCGCGGCGCCUAUCCGUCCGGUUGAUCUUCUGUCUCCGGCUUCAGGGCCUUCGUCGGCUGGGCACGGUCAAAACGAGGGAUCGUGGAGCGCGCAGUGCAUUCGUGGGCGUCGCAGCACCCCGAGCAUCGGCCUUGCGUGGGAGGAGGGCGCGGGCCGCCACCUGGGGCCGUCUCUCGGCUCGACAACGAGUUCGCUUCCUUCUGUCGCUUCCCGACGUCUGACGCCGUUGUCGGUCUCUUCAGUGCAGGGAGUGCCUUCCGCCUCUGCCACGGGCGGCGGUCGCCCUCGUCCGUAUCGGCGCCUGCUUACGGCUGCGGGUGCUUCGGGGAACGUGGAGGCUGUCGGCGCCCGGGGCGGACGGGAGGGGCAACGCCGCGACGGGUUGACGCUGGUGGCGUCUUCGCUGCGUGCGCAGAGUCGGGCGCCCAUCUCUCGGUUCGUGAAGGCGGAUCUUCUGCAGGGGGCUGGCGCAGCCUCCCCAGGAAUGACUUCGUGGAACGGCACUGAGGCGAGCGCAGGCCACCGCCCGGUGGGGGGGGGCGAGAAGGAGGAGGACGAAGACGGGGCUUCCUUGGGGCCCGCGGGGGCCGGCGGUCAGAUUUGGGGCGGCAGAAUCUCCGACACGUCGAGCGUUGCGCCUGCUGCCAACAACGAAGUCCGAGACCAACCGGAGGGCGCCUCCUGGGGUGCACGGACGCCUGAGGAGAGCUCAGAGGAAGCCGCCGCCGCAGGCCCGCUUGCGGUCGCCAGUCGGUGGCUGAAGACCUUGGUGCAGGGCAAGAGACGAGAAGACGAUUCCUCUGCGAUUCGAGGCGGUCACACGGCGGGGUCUUAUGCCUACUCUUCAGAAGGCGCUAGCCCGACAUCAGGUGAAGUGGCUGAAUCCUCUGCGCCACCCUUCCGUCUCGGCUUUUCUUCUAGGAGCGACGGCAGAGGAGAUGAACUUGACGACGACCUGAGCGAGCGCAGUGAGCGUGCCGAAGGCCAGCCAGGGGGGGGAAAAAGAGGCUUCUGGCCACCUCAGUCACCCGCUGCGAAGAGGUUCCUCGCUGCGAGUGUAGAGGAAAGGGGCGUGGAUGCCAGCUAUUCGGCCAACGACGCAGAGCCGCGCGACGCUUGGCUCCUGCAGGGCGCUCCUCUUGCAUCCGACCUGGAGGGAUUUGUUAAACAAAGGUACAUUUCGAGUCUCGUGGACGCGGACUACGGUCUCGAUCCGCGAAUCAGGAACCCAGGAGUCGGUGACCGCGCCUUGGCUCGCGCUGCAGAGGAGCGUAUGGACGCUGCGGGCGCGAUGCGCGCUGUGGGAGUCGUUGAAGCCCUGGAGAUUCAGCAAAGCGAAGUCCUUUUGUCACCGUUCUUCUUCCGCCGAUUCAUCCUCGCGGAAGUGACGCGAUCUCUCGACGAACUGGUAAAAAUCUACGCGGACGAGAGUGAGGUCUCCUCAGAAGCCAAGAGUGAAGGGACAGGCAGAGACAAGGUGGCGCGCGAAGGCGAGGCUAGAGCGAAUCCGGGGGACAACAGCACCGGGGCGUCGUCGCCUCCGAUGUCUGCGCCUGCCGAGAGGGCUGUCGUUACGCCUCACUCUGGCCUGCUCUCAAACGCCGCCAGCGCCGCGGAUUCCGAGUGCCGCGGCGCGUCUGAACCUGAAUCCUCGUCGCCGACCGGUUCGGGGGAGGCGCACUCGACGGAUUCCCGACCGGUGGCGGACAGGGCUUCCAGUGGAGCCCUGGGCGCCGACAUGAGUCUCCGAAAGAGCCAAGAGGAGCUGGCAAACGGAGGCAAGGAUCUUGGCGGCGGAAAGCAUAGCGGAAGAAGCAACCUUUCUGGAGGUUUUGAAGAGGUGGAUGCGGAAGGGGCGAGCGGCGGCGACACUCGUGCGGAGGCGUGCGAGAGACGGACGUCCGCGGGCCUCAUGCGGACUGAGCGUGGAGGCCUUCUCUUUGCGUUCAACGCCUGUGUGCUGGAUCACCGGGAAAAACUCGAGAGCUUCGCGUUCAUGUUAAACACCUUGAGACACCUCCAGUGCGUCAUCGCCUCGUCCCGCGCAACAGCGUGGGGCCCGGACUCAGGGCUCCUCUCGUUCGCAGACACACCGGCCUGCGGCUCUUCGCUCGCGGCGCUGCGCUUCUACGUGAAAGGCGGACGCGCGGAAGGAGGCGAAGGAACGCCCGCCCCCGAGACGUGGCGCGAGCGGAGACAGCUGAGUGCAAGUUCUCUGCUGGAAGCGCAGAUCGGCGCGGGGUGGCUGGACGCCUGGCGUCUCCUUCCGCAGGAGGCCCGCCUCGCCCUCGGCCGCGCCGUCGAACGGGCGCGGCGUCUAGACAGCAGGACGCGCGAGCUCGUGCGCGCCUGCCUUCGUAUCGCGAGCCCGUUUAAUUGUUCGCUUCCUCCUGCCGCAGAGAGCCGAGCGCCCCCCGCGAAGGCCGCCGCGGGCGGCGCAGGGGAGGACGAGUCUUUGCUGGAGAGCCGCGAGGAGAGCGGGAAAGCGCCGCGUGUGGAGAGAGAAUUCAUUCGCGUCAGGACUCUCGGCGACGGAACCGAGCUCUGGAGGGUAGUCGAGCGAACGCCAGUAGACGCCGCGGCCGCGGAUCUCGCAGACGCGGCGAACCGCCAGGCGCAGGCCGGUGUUGGCUUCUGGGUCUCGCUUCUGGGCGAGGCAGUCUAUGAGGCAGAGGAACUCAAGGGUUGGAAGCUUGCGCUGCAAGCACUGUGUGGUGAGGCAGCCGACUCAGCGGCGAAGGCGCCGCCCCGCCGCGCCAGCGCUGCCGGAGCCGCGAAGCCCAGGACGGUCGAGCUCGUGGAAGAAGUCGAGAGGGAGCUCGGCGGCGCCCUGGUUUCUCGGCGUUCGAUGCUCUCUGAAGCGUUUCUGAAGACGCUGGCGUCCCUUUUUCCGGGUCAGACGCCGCGGAUCGAGUGUAUAGACAUGCUGGCGGCGACACUCAACACGAUGGAUUUUCUCGCGGUCCAGAGUUCAAAGGAGCCCUCUCCGCGCCGCGCCUCGCAGUCUCGCAGGCUUUCGGCGGCGGAGAUCGAGGCGGCGCGCCGUCCAGCGAUCGGGCAGCCGCUUGUUCACUGCCUGGAUGCGGUCAAUGUGCCCGACGGAAUCGUGGAUCCGCAGUCUCCUCGCAUGCAGACAGUGGUCCUGCAGCUCGUUCAAGACGUUGGGAUACAUUUUCAGCGCCUGUGGAACCGCCUGACGGCGUCGGCAGUGGAGAGUGCGCCAGGGGAUGCGGAGACGGAGGCGCACCUACUGAUCCCUCUCUACGGGCCGUUCACUGCCUACCUCAUCGUCUUCAAGCUGGAAAGGGUCUGCGGGUCACAGCCGUCUGCGAAGCGUCAAAGUGCUUGCAGCGAACGAGGGGGCGACGCCUGCCGAUGCACAUACCAAGUCCUAGACUGCGUGGCGGCGGCCGCCGGCACAGACGAGGAGACUCGCGGGCGUCGAGCCGCCGACGUCGACGCGCUUGCCUCUAUGCUCUCGACGAUGCUGUGGACCAAGGGAAGUCUGCGGUUCCUCAAGAAGACCCCGACGAUGGGGGCUCUGGGCGAGAAGGUGAUGAUGAGUGUCUUGCCCUCGAGGCGGUCGUGGCCCUGUAUCCCUGCGCCGCUGACCGGAGGAGGUGGAGCGCAGGAUUGCGCGAACGCUGAAUUAGGAGACGCUAAUCCAGAUUCUGUCGCAAAGCUCGCGCUUCUGGCGGAAUCUGGCGAGUUCACGCCUGACUGCUGCGGGAUUAUUCUCAUGUUCAGCAUCGAGGCGUUCUACAGCGGGCAUCGUGCGGGUCUCCUAACACCGGCUGCGGUAACGGCUCUUCGCUUUUUGUACGCAAGAAGAAUCUUCGAGGUCUUUGUUCUGCGAAAGUCUUUGUUGCAUUCUUGUGCUUUACCCAUGUUCCGCGCUGUUCAACGGCCAUGCGCUGCUGGGGAGUCGCCCACGUAUCUGGCGCCCGACUGUCCGUCUGCAACUGGGCAACCCACCCUUUGCUUGGGGGCAAGUGUAUGA
Besnoitia besnoiti is the source of this 4656-nucleotide messenger RNA. RefSeq lists its product as uncharacterized. The record is from RefSeq and is a predicted model, not a curated record. Lineage: Eukaryota; Apicomplexa; Conoidasida; Eucoccidiorida; Sarcocystidae. The coding region runs from base 1 to 4656 and encodes 1551 amino acids. The transcript is spliced from 7 exons.